GACACUCCCACGUGCAGUGUUUUACGAGCUGUUGGAGAAUGUACGGGAAGAACCAAGGGAAUCAGUACCCCCAGGGCUCCCCCAACCUGCCUGGGGGAUACCCGCAAAAUCCACCAGGGGGCUGCCCUCCUCAGCCCUCCUGCACACCCUGCUGCGAAUCGGGUCACGGACAUGGCCAUGAUCAUAUCCAUGUCCAUGUCCAUGAUCAUGGGCAUGGACACGGGCAUGAUCAUGGGCAUGGACACGGGCAUGGUGGUCAUUGUCACGGCAAACACAAGCACAAGCAUGGCCACAAGCAUAGCAAGUGCCACAAGAAAGGAAAGGACUGCCACGGGUCAUCCAGCAGUUCCUGCAGCAGCGACUCCGACUAGACAACCCCCCCCCCCCCCCAAAAAAAAAAAAAAAUCACGGCAGGGAUGCAAAGAGACAUCCCAGCAAACAUUGGAAGAUAAGGAGGGUGAAGCCUCCCAUUAUAUUUGUUUCUUUGGUACACUGGAAUAUUUUCAUAGGUCAAUGUAACCCACUGCAUGUUUCAUCAUUAAAAAUGUUGACAUUAUUUUGGACAUGGUAUAUAUAAUAUGCAAUGUCAAUUCAGCAUUGUUACAUCAAAUAAAAACUGUCAUACUGUAUUUACAGUAUGUUUUAAUUAAAUAAAUAAAAACAAUAUUUUGCAAGUU
Molecule: messenger RNA, 677 nt
Organism: Syngnathoides biaculeatus (alligator pipefish)
Lineage: Eukaryota; Metazoa; Chordata; Actinopteri; Syngnathiformes; Syngnathidae
Product: zinc transporter zipt-7.2-like
Exons: 4
Coding region: 39-371 (110 amino acids)
Source: RefSeq, a predicted model, not a curated record